GGCUCCCCCCGGGGCAGGGUCAAUUCCUUGGUUCCGGGCCGGUCCCGCAUGGCGGAGCCGGGCGGGCGGGCGCGGGCGGGCGCUGCCCCGGUCCCGGUCCCGGUGAGCUCCCCGGUGACCACGCUGGCGCUGGACAUGGACAACCUGGCGGGGCUGGGCAGCCAUUGGGACACCCCCAAGCGGAUGGGGGGGGGAGCGACCCCCCAAAAGCGAGGCGGGGGGAGCCCCCGGGGCUCCGUCUCCUCCGAUUCGUCCGAUGCGGGCCUGGGGCCGGAGUCCCCCCCGGAGCAGGACCCUGCGGUGCUGGAGGACGUCUUCGAGAAGGCGGUGAUGGAGGCAGGGAGAGUGCUCAAAGACAAUAAGCUCCCUAUCCGGAGGAUCCACUCGCUGCCGCCGCGGCUGCUUGGGGCCAGCCCGGUCCUGAGGAACAUCUCCCACAGCCGGGAAUUUAACGGGAGCUGCGCCCGCAGGGGCAGGGAGCCCGAGGCCACGGAGGGGUUCGUGUUCAAGAAGCCGCAGAGGCCGGGGGGGCGCAGCCGGGCCCCCCCCAGUGAUGGGGCCAUGGGCAGGGACCCAUUCACACAGAGACCAGGCUCCGCGCCCGACCUCAUGUGUGACCCCCCCGAGAAGGAGAACGUCCCCCAGGGGGGGAGCCCCAUCGUGCUGCGGCGCUGCUCCCUCACCUGCUCCAUGGGCGAGGAGGAGGAGGAUGACGGCUUCCUGGAGAUCCUGGAUGAGGAGGAGAUGAAGAGCGGAGCCGCGGUGCCGGCGGGGAUGGAGACGCUGCUGACGGCGCCGCUGGUGAGGAGCCAGGAGCCGGAGCCGGAGCCGGCUCCCCCGAGGCACAGGAAGUGCCGGCAGCUCUUCCGCUCGCCCUCGCUGCCCAGCUCCGUCAUCAGACCCAUCCUGAAGCGCAUGGACCGGGACCGGCAGCGGGACCACGACCGGGACUGGGACAGCCCCGUCAGGACCAAGCGGCGCCGCAGCGUGGCCGGGACCCCCAGCACGGAGGCAGGGCCGGAGCCGGCUGCGCGGCUCCUGCGCUCCCGCUCCCUCUGCCCCCAGGACCUCGGGGCCCUGCUGGGCAGCGACCACCGGGAGCUCAUCGGGGACUUCUCCAAGGCCUAUCUCCUGCAGACGGUGGAGGGCAAGCACCAGGACCUCAAGUACAUCUCCCCUGCCAUGAUGGUGGCCGUGCUGACGGGGCAGUUCAGCGGCCUCAUCGAGAGCUGCGUGAUCGUGGACUGCCGCUACCCCUACGAGUACGAGGGGGGGCACAUCAAGGGCGCCGUGAACCUGCCCCUGGAGCAGGACGUGGAGGAGUUCCUGCUCAGGAAGCCCAUCGUGCCCUGCGACGCCUCCAAGAGGGUCAUCGUCAUCUUCCACUGCGAGUUCUCCUCCGAGAGGGGGCCCAGGAUGUGCCGCUUCGUGCGGGAGCAGGACCGGGCCCGCAAUGAGUACCCGGCCCUGCACUACCCCGAGCUCUACGUGCUCAAGGGCGGGUACCGCGAGUUCUUCCCCCAGUACCAGAGCCACUGCGAGCCGCAGGAUUACCGGCCCAUGCACCACGAGGACUUCAAGGAGGAUCUGCGCCGCUUCCGCCUCAAGAGCCGCACCUGGGCCGGGGAGCGCAGCCGCAGGGAGCUCUACACCCGCCUCAAGGACUGCUGAGGACCCCUCCCCACCAUGGG
Messenger RNA from Pezoporus flaviventris, 1691 nucleotides. RefSeq names its product cell division cycle 25B (gene CDC25B). Gene Ontology annotation, molecular function: protein tyrosine phosphatase activity. The coding region runs from base 49 to 1671 and encodes 540 amino acids. Gene Ontology annotation, cellular component: nucleus; cytoplasm. Gene Ontology annotation, biological process: positive regulation of G2/M transition of mitotic cell cycle; G2/M transition of mitotic cell cycle; protein dephosphorylation. The record is from RefSeq and is a predicted model, not a curated record. Lineage: Eukaryota; Metazoa; Chordata; Aves; Psittaciformes; Psittacidae. The transcript is spliced from 16 exons.